Molecule: messenger RNA, 902 nt
Organism: Papilio polytes (common Mormon)
Lineage: Eukaryota; Metazoa; Arthropoda; Insecta; Lepidoptera; Papilionidae
Exons: 2
Coding region: 153-557 (134 amino acids)
Source: RefSeq, a predicted model, not a curated record
UUUACAAGCAAGUUUUGAAGUUUUAUGUUCCGUUAAAGUUUUAUAGUAAAGCUGAAAUUGUAUUUUGGUACUAUAAGUAAUCAUUAUCACAAUAAAUAGUUUAGUUUUAAUAGCAUAAAUUAGCUGAAUAAUCUAAAAUACAAUUAUAUAAAAUGGACAUAGAAGACCUUACAUUAGAGGAAAAAUGCGAAAAUCUUAUGAAUGUGGUCGUCGAGUCUCGUAAAAGAUUUAGCAAGAUGUGUGUAGAAUAUGAACAAAAAAGUUCGAUUAUGGAAAACAAAAUGCUCAAUUUGCAAUUGGAAUCUUUAUCUAAAGCAAGAUUUAAGUCAAAACAUACUGUUCCCAACUUGGAUGUGGAUAGUAUGAAGAAAGAAGUCGAUGAUUUCACCAACGACAUUCAAGAAAGACAACAGAGAAUUGAAAAAUUGUACAAAAGCUUGAGAAAUACAGAACAAAUAGUUCUACAACUUAAAGAAGAUAAAAUUGGUAUGAAACUAAAGCAACCAUUAACUGCUGAGUCUAGGAUAACCAUUACUAAAAGUCAUAAAUCAAAAUAAAAGUGAGUUUAUAUAAAUAUAUACUUGUCAUAUAUACUAGCCACAUUCACAUCUUUAUAACAAUACUUAAGUUAACCCAUUAGAUAGUUUUCUUUAUAGUGAUCAAAUAAAUAAUGUACUUUAAAAAGGUACCGAAUGCUUGCAGUGAUCAAAUCUUGUCGGUAUGUACUUUUGUAUACCAUGUUACAAUGUUCUAAAGAUAUAUUCUAGUUAAUAUAAGAAAAUCUAAAAGCAUACAUGACGGAAGAAAAGUAAUUACAGGCAAUAUCAUACAAAUUUAAAUAGAAUCUAAGUUUAUGUAGAUGGAUGGUUGUUUGUUAGAGUUUGUAGUGUGGCUGAACAGAU